AUGAAUUCGCAAAGUGACGAAGUACGCGUUCUAUUGAAUACAUGCAAUAAAAUUUUCGUCCAACGUGACUAUUCAAAAGGACUGGGCGUCCAGUUUGAAACCACGUUUCCAGUUGCGCUUGAAGGGAAGAUCAGUGAACAAGCAUGGGCAUAUACAAUUAAUACGCUCAACUCGUACUACACCAAAGCUGAAGAAGUUUGCUGCGCAACCGUACUCGAAACACUAACCGGAUGUCUUUCAUGUUACCUUUCCAGGCUUUUUGUAAAGACACAAUACGAGAAAUCAUUAAUGGAAAUUAGUCGGUUUUUGGCAGAACAAAAUACGAAUGUAUACCUUCCAUCAGGUGUACAUUUGACAGAUCCCAUUCAGCGUGGUCUCCGUGUGUUCGAGAUCAGUUUAAUACAAACAUCACAUCAAAGUGAUGUAACUCCAGAAGCAAAUUAUGCCUUAGGCUUGGAUGGAACAAAGUAG
Messenger RNA from Acanthocheilonema viteae, 471 nucleotides. The record is from the annotation of a GenBank genome assembly. NCBI's taxonomy places the organism in Eukaryota, Metazoa, Nematoda, Chromadorea, Rhabditida, Onchocercidae.